Molecule: messenger RNA, 1941 nt
Organism: Owenia fusiformis
Lineage: Eukaryota; Metazoa; Annelida; Polychaeta; Sabellida; Oweniidae
Source: the annotation of a GenBank genome assembly
CAUAUGCAUGGACACAACAAUUACUAUUUUGACGUUGACGGAUGUAUUUUGUUAUGUUAUCCAGCUGAAAUUACAGUUUAAAUAGAAUUCGUUGUUCUAAUAUUAUAAGAUAAAAACUAUAGAAAAGUUGGAAAUAACGCUGGAUAUCAACAAGCUAAAACAGGAAUGGAGAUAAAGAAGGCAUUAAACGUUAUUAUCGUCUUCUACUUUAUGAUGGCAUGUAGUUAUGCGGGAAGGAGAGUUGAUGUUACAAAAACAUGCAAUUCAGAGGCUGAUUGUGGAAGUGAUGAAUGCUGUGUACCGGACUCAAAUCAAGUCACGAAAAGAGGCAUGCCGAAGGCUCCACUGCCCAUUUUUAUAAAUUCGGGAAUAUGCCGCAAAAUUGGGACUUUAAAUGAUAGUUGUUUUGUGGACCAAAAGGAAAAAGCUGGCGUCAUCCGCGAAUGUCCAUGUGAAAAGGGAUUCUUCUGUGAAGGCGCUGGUCUAAAGUCCCCAUUUGGUGAAAUAGGUACAUGCAAGCCAAUUCAAAAGGUGUGUAGAAAUAAUGGAGAUUGUCUGAACACCCAAUGCUGCAGAUGUCCGCUCAUGCGCAAAGGCAAGAGGCAGAUUGAGCCGUGUGUAUGUCAGGACAAUGGGGUAAAUGGUGCACAAUGUAUCGUUGAGCACAAUAAUGUAGACUUAAUGACGUUUGAAAGAUUUUGUCCGUGUUCGAAUGGGUUUACUUGUCACGGGAAUGGAAUGAAAGAAGUUCCUCUGGGAGAGCAUGGUAAAUGCAAGCCAAUUCAAAAGGUGUGUAGAAAUAAUGGAGAUUGUUUGAACACCCAGUGCUGCAGAUGUCCGCUCAUGCGCAAAGGCAAGAGGCAGAUUGAGCCUUGUGUAUGUCAGGACCAUGGGGUAGAUGGCGACAAAUGUAUCGUUGAGCAUAAUGCUGCAGUCUUACUGACGUUUGAAAAAUUUUGUCCGUGUUCGAAUGGCUUUACUUGUCACGGGAAUGGAAUAAAAGAAAUUCCUUUAGGAGAACAUGGUGAAUGUAUGGCGGUUGAGGGAACACCUGUUGAAAAAGAAUGCGAGGAUUCUUAUGACUGUGGAGAAGGACAGUGCUGCAAAUGCCCACUUAUGCGCAAGGGCAAGAUGCAGAUCCAACAAAAGUGUGUGUGUGCAGACGUCGGCAAAAGACAUGGCACUUGUAUCGUUGAACAUAUGCAAACAACUCAUGAGACUUACGAAAUGUUCUGUCCAUGUGGACCAAGACUGUUGUGCUUGGGAAAUAACAAGCAUGAGAUACCAUUAGGGGAAUAUGGUAAAUGCAUGGCCGCGGGGGAUCUUGCCAGAGGGAGACCAAUUCUACCACCCGUGGAGACAAGAACCCCUUGUACCAGUCGGAAACAGUGCAAGAAGGACGAGUGUUGCUUAUCUAUUCAUCGACCUAUAGGCAAAAGAGGCCUUGAAGAACAGCCCCAGGCUUAUUGUGAGAAACGUGGAAUAUGUAACGAGGGUUGUCUGAUGAACAACGGAAACAGAAAACGACCUGAAAGUGGUAAGGUGUUUGUAGGGGAAUGCCCAUGUGCGAAAGGCUUGAAAUGUACGCCUAAUGGUAUGACGGACAUACCACUUGGACCAAUGGGAACAUGUGAACCAAAGAGAAGAAAAUUUAGAGAACGGAAGUGCAAAAAGUUGAGAGGAUAAUACAAAGGGACGUCCAUGAUUUAUCUAAACAUAAUACAAAGACAUAAACUGACAUAGACUGAUUUUGAAAUACAUGUAAAUGUAUUUUUAUAUGAAUAACUCCUAAAAUAUAAACUCCUUCAUCGUAAUUUAACUAGUCAGGUUUUAAUAAGCUUUCUCUUUUAAUUUAACUGAAUGAAAAUCAAUAAUUAAAACCUAGAACUAUUUUUAACUAAGCUUUGUUCUGAAGCAGCGGAAAGCAAAAUACUUAGUAAU